Molecule: messenger RNA, 3842 nt
Organism: Elgaria multicarinata webbii
Lineage: Eukaryota; Metazoa; Chordata; Lepidosauria; Squamata; Anguidae
Exons: 2
Coding region: 383-1588 (401 amino acids)
Biological process (GO): virion assembly
Source: RefSeq, a predicted model, not a curated record
CCUGAGAAAUAACAGCUAUAUAAGCCAUACCUGUGUUAUGUGUAAUGUGACAUGUCUGAAUGAGUUGCCCUGAAUGAGUGGACCACCUUUCCUACCACCCUCCACUUAUGAGCUGUGCCAAUCAAAACUCUAUCUAUCGUGCCUUCCCUUGCAAAGGGACAGUGCCGUUAGGGGGGUGAGAAAAGCACAGACACCCUGUUAUAAGCCCUGUUGUGAAAACCCCUGUUGUGCUUGUGCCCAAAAACCCAGAAGUUGCCACGUACGAAAGCUCUUCACGUGCUUGAGUGUGGUAACGAGAAACGGUGUGCAUAGAUAAGAACAGAAGAAAUAGCUGCUGUGGUUUUUUUUGUAAGUAACCUCAGACUGUGGAGCAAAAGAGAUAAUGGGAAGCUCCGGGUCAAAAACAGGCAGCCCAGAAUCAGAAAAAACCCCGUUAAAGAAAAUGUGUAAGAUCUACAAAGAUCGUAUGCCAUCUAGGUUGAAUUUAAAAAGAUUAGUGACUCUGUGUCAAGACAAGUGGCCAUUUUUUACUAAAGAUUUACCCUCAUUGCAGUGGCCUGUAGUAGGGACAUUUGAACCCGAAAGACUCACGCACUUGAGGCAUUAUUUAGAAAGAAAACAACCCUCCCAGAUGGAUUACUGGUUUCUUUGGGAUGAUCAAAGAUCAAGAUUGCAAGUAGAGAGUGUAAUAGCCAGUCAGAAAAAUAGCUUGAAUCUGCUUAAGCAGAAGUUGGGACUGUCAGCCAGCCAGAUAGCCUCAGCCCCUUUGCUGCAGCCCCAGAAUGACCAAGCACUGUUUGCACAUUUAGGACCUUUAGAAGACAUUAGAAGCACUCCCAGUAAAUUGCUCCCUGUGCGUACUUAUCCAAAUUUUGCUGAUCCAAACCAAGCUCCAAUUAGAGCUUACCAGCCCUGGAGUUCCUCUGAUAUUUGGAAUCUCAAACAGAGAUUGCCAGCCCUUAGAGAAGACCCUGAGAGAUUUAUUGAAGAGCUUCAAAAUUUGGCAACAUUAUAUAACCCUACAGCGUUAGAUCUUGAAGAUCUGUUGAGAAUGGUCAUACCUAAACAUGAUUUUGAUAGAAUUUUAGUUGCGGCCAGAAACCCUAAUAACCAAGCCCUUACAGCCUGGCCAGCAAAUCCCCAAGCAGGAGAAAUAGGUUUGACAGACGCAGACCUCCAGCGAAUGAGACAAGAAAGAGAAACAUUGUGGCAAGCAAUUCGACAAAUUUGUGGCAAACGCAUAAAUAUGACUGCCAUUCGAGACACAAAACAACUUAAAGAUGAAAGCCCCAGAGCUUAUCAAGCACGUCUGGAGUGUGCUAUUAGAAAGCAUUCUAAUCUAGACCCAAGCGAUCCACAAAAUGCCUGGCAUAUAACUGAUUUGCUUCUAAAUGGGCUUAUCAGUGAAAUUUCAAGUAAAAUUAGGACUGCAGUCAUCGGGUAUCGGGAGGCCACGCCCGAGGAAAUUCUACGGGCCGCCACCCAAUACUGGGAUGACAUCCAAGAAAGAAAACUAGGAAAAGAAAAAUUAGAAACCAAGUUGCUAACCUUGCAAAUAGAACAGCUCCAGACUCAAAUCCUACCUUAAGAAGUUUGGCUAAACAGUGCAUAGACGCAGUAUUGCAACUAAGAAGACCUAAAAAUAAAAACAGCUAUGAUACCAAAUUUCUCAUUAUUAGCAAGCUACAUGAUACAAAUUGAUACAAACCACAAGAUUCAGUCCCUGAACCGCUAAAAUGGUCAGAGGAAAUGAAUCAGAGAUGAGAAGACUUAAUAACCUCAUUAACCAAAAUUCAUGCACUGGGCUUGCGAAUAGCAUAUUACUCUGCACAAUUAGACGCAGCUGCACAAGGAUUUCCACCUUGCUCCAAGCAGUGGCUGCUACCGCCUUGCUUGUAAAGAAAAAGCAGCUGAUUUGAAAUUAAAAAAAAAAUUUGUGGGUUAGAGUUCCACCGUCGCAGCCCUGUUGAUAACCAAAUCUACACAAUUUCUAUCGAAUCAGAGAUUGACUCGAUACGAGCAGAUACUACCAGCAAUUACCCUUAAACAGUGCACUACCUUAAAUGAUUGCGAAGUGGUAAUUCAAGAAUUUGACUGAUGUUACAUUGCCAGCUCCAGAUAUAGUUCUGUUUACUGAUAGCUCUUGUAAAGGAAACAGCUGGGGAGAGCUAGUAGCCAGAUAUGCAGUAAUUUCUCAAGUACUGAUAAAAUAAAAAUAAAAAGGAAGUGUAUACCACAUUAGAAAGUUUCGCUCUGCCACGAAGUGCACAAGCCGCAGAAUUAAUUGCUUUAACCAGAACCUAGCAAAAGAUUUGUCAAUAAUUAUUCAUACAAUAUUGUUUUGUAAUCUGUCAUGCAGUUGAGCAAAUCUAAGAAUAUAGAGGCUUUAUGACAGCCGCAGGAGGGCCUAUAGCAAAUAGCCCUUUAGCUGCAAAGUUGUUUGAAACAAUCUUGCAAAUCCAACACUAAAGAGAACACUCUUUUCCCAGGAUACUAUUCCAACGUAGGAAAAAGAAUCUUGCAACUUAAAGAAAAGAAUCUUAAGAAGAAAAUAAUACUAAUAAAAAAUUGAGAAAAAUAAUGUAUGGGUAUUUUAUAAUGACAAACCAAUUGCAUCUUGAGAUUUAGUUAAGACACUAACAUACUUAAACAAUGGUGUGCCCCAAGAAUACACCUAGAAGCUAAAUGAGUGUGCCAAAAGUGUGUAACUUGCCUGAAGUUUUUAUAGUCCUAAACUAUCUGCACACACCCGUGAGUUUAUAGUCCAUUUCAAUAUUGCAGAUUGACUUGAUUGAAUUUACUAACGCAAUAAGAUUUAAAUACUGUUUUACUGUUGUGUGCAUUUUCAGUAGAUGGGUAGAAAGUUUUCCUGUAUAAUAUGCAACAGAAAAAUCCACAAUUAAAUGCUUACUAAGAGAAGUGGUGCCCAGGUUUAGCGUACCUUUAAGGGUAGAUUCAGACUAUACUAAGAAUUAAGUGAAAUUCCUUUGGUGUUAAUGAACUUGAGAAACAGCCACAACAGAAAACAUGGACUCACACAACAUGAAAUUGUAUUUGGGAAGCUUAUGGCUGUUGGACUGUCUCUGCCAAAACCAUUUUUCCCCUCACUGAGAGCAGUGAGGAAAUAAUCUGUUAUGUUCUACACUUACACAGACUAUUAGUUCAACUCCAAAGAAAAAUGAGAAACAAGCAACUGCUUCCAGUUGAUGUUCCAUGUCAUCAUUUCCAACCAAGAGAUGCAGUGUUCAUAAAAGUCCAUAAGAAGCCCAAUAUAAGGACGGGCCUUAUAUUGUGUUGCUGACCACACACACCUGGAUACAUGCAGCCCAUGUGAAAAAGCUAAAUCCAGGAUGCCAAACGGAUGAUCCAGAUGAUCCAGUUGCACUAGAAAGUUACUCAGACCUGAUUGAGAUGUUAAAGGAUGAAAGAAGCUGCCAGGAGGAAGCCAAGAGAGCCCCCUGCACAUGCUAAGCGACCAAGUGUCCAGUGGAGAGAGCGCGUUGAGGCUGAAGAGCAGGAACUCCCCUCCACGGAACGACAUCUGGUCAGUCAGCAAGAUCAGCUGUCCUUUUAACCUCAAGUCAAGAGUUUCUGAGUUAACGAGGCAUAAUAACCCUCCAACGAAAUCUGGAUGCUCUAAGAGACAUUCAGUGAAGAGAAGAUAUUAAGACAACGCGUUACAACUACUUUGUGUGUUUUUAACCUCUAUAGUUCUCUGAAUUGUAAAAAUGAAAUUUGAGUGUGUGUUAUUUCUUAUUAUACUGCCUUGCAUUGCAAUCCAAAAAAGAGUCUCAAAAGCAUCCCAUGACUUGAGCAGGUAAAAAAAAAAAGAAAAAAAAAAA